This is a messenger RNA of Drosophila bipectinata, 728 nucleotides long. RefSeq names its product Enhancer of split m7, helix-loop-helix (gene E(spl)m7-HLH). Gene Ontology annotation, cellular component: nucleus. The record is from RefSeq and is a predicted model, not a curated record. Gene Ontology annotation, molecular function: DNA-binding transcription factor activity, RNA polymerase II-specific; RNA polymerase II cis-regulatory region sequence-specific DNA binding; protein dimerization activity. NCBI's taxonomy places the organism in Eukaryota, Metazoa, Arthropoda, Insecta, Diptera, Drosophilidae. Gene Ontology annotation, biological process: regulation of neurogenesis; anterior/posterior pattern specification; regulation of transcription by RNA polymerase II.
AACGCAACCAUCGUGCAGUCAACAUCUCAGGACUUCCGUCUCAAAAGUUCCUCAGCGAGUUCUCCUACGAGUUCUAAAAACACAAACAAAAUCAACACAAUGGCCACCAAAUACGAGAUGUCCAAGACCUACCAGUACCGCAAGGUGAUGAAGCCCCUGCUGGAGCGCAAGCGUCGUGCCAGAAUCAACAAGUGCCUGGACGAGCUCAAGGAUCUGAUGGCCGAGUGCGUGUCCCAGACGGGCGAUGCCAAGUUCGAGAAAGCCGACAUUCUGGAGGUCACUGUGCAGCAUCUCCGCAAACUGAAGCAAGCCAAACUCCAGCAGCCCCAGCCGGAGCAGAGCUUCCGCGCCGGAUACAUCCGGGCAGCCAACGAAGUGUCCCGCGCCUUGGCCUCCCUACCAAAAGUUAAUGUAGCUUUCGGCACCACUUUGAUGACCCACCUCGGAAUGCGCCUGAACCAGUUGGAGCAGCCCAUGGAGGAAACCCAGUCAAUGAACACUCCACUCUCCAUCGUCUGCGGCAGCUCCAGUUCAAGCUCCAGCUCGUGCUCUUCCAUCAGCCCAGUCUCCAGCGGCUACGCCAGCGACAACGAAUCCUUGUUGCAGAUCAGCAGUCCCGGACAGGUGUGGCGCCCCUGGUAAAUAUCCCAGAAACCUCGGGAUAUCACAGCUUCAACUACGGGCAAUUACGCAAUGGAUAUGCAGCUUUAGAAAAUGCUUUACAAUGA